This is a messenger RNA of Papilio machaon (common yellow swallowtail), 870 nucleotides long. Its product is annotated as TIP41-like protein. Gene Ontology annotation, cellular component: cytosol. Bases 13 to 837 code for a protein of 274 amino acids. NCBI's taxonomy places the organism in Eukaryota, Metazoa, Arthropoda, Insecta, Lepidoptera, Papilionidae. Gene Ontology annotation, biological process: TOR signaling. The record is from RefSeq and is a predicted model, not a curated record. The transcript has 6 exons.
UCGAAUAUAAAAAUGAUGUUCAUUCCAGAGGAAAACAAACUCGAUUCUGGGAAGUAUAUUACAAAUUCUCAAUCCAUACAGUUUGGACCUUGGUACAUCUCGUACGAUGUCAGUCGUAUAUUACCAAGUGUCUGUCCAACAAAAGUAGUUUGCGAACGAGAUGACGAUCAAUUUUGUCAGUUUUGUGUUUACUGCAAGGAGUUGAAUAUUCCACAUUUUCCUGAUAUGGUGUUUCCGAAAAACAUUCUUAACUUGAAACACGCGAAUGGUGCUUGCAUAAACUUUAACCCCCUGGAUGCUUUGAAGAGGGUUUCAAGUAGAGUUCAGGCAAUUGAAGUUUCAUGUGCAGAAGCAUGGCAGGAAUCAAGACCAGAUGCUGAAAAGAAGAAACAAAACUUUGACUGGACUUUUUCAACAGAUUACAAAGGCACAUUAAGUGACAAAAUUGUUGUGGAGCCAACAGAUGAAACAAUUAAUUUUGAAAUUUUGAAACAAAAAGACCAAAUACUCUUCUAUCAUGACUUGACAUUGUUUGAAGAUGAAUUGCAUGAUCAUGGAAUCUCUAAACUUUCAGUAAAAAUUAGAGUGAUGCCAUCAUAUUGGUAUGUCUUACUGCGGUACUUUUUACGUGUGGAUGAUGUUCUAGUUCGUUCUCAUGAGACUAGAAUGUUUCACAUGUUGAACACAAAUUAUGUCCUACGGGAGUUUACUGCUAAAGAAUCAACGGCAAGGGAUUUAAAUAUGCCAACAACACAAAUGAAAGAAGCAGAUGAUGUUAUACCGUUUCUUCCAUUGAAGCACAAAGUAACAGAUAAAUUAAUAAUAAAGUUUGAAUGAUAAAUAUAAAGAUCUCAAUAUUGUUAUUUAGGU